Messenger RNA from Pieris macdunnoughi, 1536 nucleotides. NCBI's taxonomy places the organism in Eukaryota, Metazoa, Arthropoda, Insecta, Lepidoptera, Pieridae. The record is from the annotation of a GenBank genome assembly.
AUGGAACUUAGUACAGGAACGAAAAACUUUCUUAUAUUUAUUCAAGAAGAUUGGAAGUUGUUGUUAUGCCUUACUGUUCUAUUUAUUUUAUACUUUCAUUACACAAGUUCAUUUGAUUACUUUGAAAACAAAGGAAUAAAAUUCAUGAAGCCAGUAAUUUUCCUGGGAAAUUUGGGGCCGAGAGUAUUUGGAACAAAAUCUUUUCAUGAAUUACAAAUAGACAUUUACAAGCAUUUCAAAGGAAACCGCUUUGGUGGGGUCUUUGAAGGCCGUAGACCAGUAUUAUACAUAUUUGACCCAGACCUUAUUAAGUCAGUGAUGAUUAGAGAUUUUGAUCAUUUUACUGAUAGGAACACAUUAGGAAGUAGGGAGCCAAAAUAUAUAAGUAGGAGUCUUCUUAACCUAAAGGGUGCAGAAUGGAAAGCUGUUAGAAGUAUUAUGACACCAACUUUUAGCUCAGCUCGUCUCAAAAAUAUUCUUCCUUUGAUUCAUUCAUGUGCAGAUCAAAUGGUUGAUUUUUUGAAACUAUAUGAGAACAAAGAUGUAGAUAUGAAAGAUUGUAUGGGUCAUUUUACAUUGGAAGUCAUAAGUGUCACUGCAUUUGGUAUAAAGAGUGAUGCCUUAACUAAAGAAAAUGCUGAAUUUGUUAAGAUAGCAGAAAAGUUUAACUAUAUGCCUCUUUAUAAAAGAUAUUUCAUUUUCUUUGUAUUAAUGUUUGUUCCUGGUCUAUUCAAAUAUCUCAAUAUUUCAUUCUUGAAUAGUAAAACAAUGAGUAAACUAAAUGAAAUAUUGCAAGUUACGAAGGCUGAACGUAGAGUCUCUUCAUUAAAGCAUAAUGACUUCUUGCAACUAAUGCUUGAUGCAGCGCAAAAAGAGAAGGAUCAGGCAAAGGAUAAAGAGGAAUUGCAUUUAGACGAUGGAACAAUUGAUGCCCAAAUAAUCUUAUUCCUUCUCGCUGGAUUUGAAACGUCAAGUUCGUUGUUAUCGUUCGCAAUACACGUGCUAGCUACACGGCCAGAUCUACAGGAGAAACUACGAAAACACGUCAUAGAAGUAACGGAAGGAAAGGAAAUUAAUUAUGACCUACUCACAGAACUUGACUAUCUAGAAGCAUUUCUCAAUGAAACACUACGCAUGUACCCUCCGGUUGCAAAAGUGGACAGAAUUGUUACUAAACCGUACGUUUUACCCGGGUCAUCUAUUAGCCUGGAGGUCGGUAAAAUAGUGUCCAUACCGAUAUACGCCAUUCAUAUGGACCCAGAAAUAUAUCCAGACCCACAAGAAUUUAAACCAGAAAGGUUUUUAAAAGAUAACGCGGCCAGAACGUCUCAUCUGUUUUUGCCGUUUGGAGCCGGACCUAGAGUUUGUAUAGGCCUUCGAUUUGCAAUGAUGUCCACAAAAAUGGCAAUGGUGUCACUGUUAAAGAAUUUUAACUUCAAAAUCUGUUCGAAAACUCAAAAUCCUGUACAAUUUGAUAAACGUGCACUUAUGUUGAAAGCUAGCAAAGGAUUAUAUGUUCGUGUUGAAAAAAUUUAA